Molecule: messenger RNA, 8016 nt
Organism: Danio rerio (zebrafish)
Lineage: Eukaryota; Metazoa; Chordata; Actinopteri; Cypriniformes; Danionidae
Gene: bcl11ba
Product: BCL11 transcription factor B a
Biological process (GO): regulation of transcription by RNA polymerase II
Cellular component (GO): nucleoplasm; SWI/SNF complex; nucleus
Source: RefSeq, marked validated
AUUCAUUGCAUCGUUGUAGCGCAUUGUUUUAUUUGUAAAGCAGAUUCAGACAAGCAGUGCGCCGGUCUAUCAGGUGCCGUGUGUUUGUGCGCGUGUAUGUGUGUGUGUGUGUGUGCGUGUGUAUGUAUGUGUGUGUGUGUGUAAUACAGCGGCUCGCGAUGUCCACGCUCUCCACCACUGUUCUGGUGAUCCGAUAGUUGUGAAAAGCCACCACUAGUCGCCCCCAGUGCUCUUGCAGUCUCCAAUUUUCUUUCCCACUGUAGACUUAACGUCACGUCCGCACUUGAACUUGAAUUUUAUCCCAUUGUACGGAGGCAGCCCUCGCCACAGAGACACAGAGAGCUCCCGGAGAAGCAGGACUCCGCCAUCUUCAUACAGGCAGAAAAAGGAAGAAGAAAAAAAGCUUCAUUCAUUUGGAAAGGAGGUGGCAAGUCCAUGUCCCUGGUCUCCAGUGCGCAAAGCCGAAUAGGGGAGCAAGUGCAAAGAGUUGGAGAGAGUGCAAAGUAACCGGGCAUCGCAUGCACUUAGAGCCCAGGAGAGAAGAAGAAGAACUGUCCAGUGCUUGGCACGCUCAAGUGCCAACUCAAGGAGAAAUUGGAUUCAUUUCAUCCAAUCUAAUAAGUAAUGACCGUUUUUCUUUUUUAGAUUUAAUUGGACUCAGAACGAAACAAUUGACUCAUCCACAAGGCACAGGACGAAGAGAGAUAUAUAGAGAGAGACACUUUAGAGGGUCCAACCUUUCCAAACGCACCGGGCAUUACACGCCAAGACAUUUCCAGUGGUUUCUGCACAACUGUCAGUCGUCAAGGAUAUUUUCGCCCUCGGACAGAUCGCGCUCGGCACACCGCUUAAGUGCAUGUGUGUGUCGCUGAGGUACUGAGCGUCUGCGCGUCUCUGGUCAUCUGGAGAGCCGGAGCGCAAAGACACUUUCGCUUCUCUCACAUUCACGGGACCCCUAUCUCUAUCUCGGCUCGGAACUGUGGCAGUUCUUUGGAAGUCCCGGGAAAAGUUUGCUGCCGAGGGGGGAAAAAGCCCACGCCACGGACACGGAGGACCGAAGAGGCUAGCCGACUAUUCCUUGUGCGGGUCUCUGGGCGAUGCCAGUGUAAAUGCCAGGGCAAUGUCCCGUCGCAAGCAGGGAAACCCUCAGCAUUUGUCGCAAAGAGAAAUUAUAACACCAGAAGCUGAGCAUGUGGAUGCGGGACUGGCCGUGGCUGAUCUCCACUCUCACCCUCACCCGCUGCUGGAUCCCAGCAUGCCUGGGCCUCUGCCGCCAGGCCUGGGCGACCACGACCUCCUCACUUGUGGCCAGUGCCAACUAACCUUCCCACUGGGGGACAUUCUGCUCUUCAUCGAGCACAAGAAGAAGCAAUGCCAGGCUCUGACGUCCGGCCACGGCUGCUACGACAAGAUGGCGGACCGCAAUAGCCCCUCGCCGCCCCGCGCCGAGCUGAGGAAAGUGGUGGAACCGGUCGAAAUCGGAAUCCAGGUGACACCUGAAGAGGAGGACGAGAGACUGUUGACGCCCCCAAAAGGAAUUUGCCCCAAGCAAGAAAGUGGCCUGGCAGGUAGAGAUGAACCCUCAAGUUACAUAUGCACAACGUGCAAACAACCCUUUACCAACGCCUGGUUCCUUCUGCAGCAUGCUCAGAAUACACAUGGGAUCCGCAUCUACCUAGAGACCAACUCAUCGAAUACCUCCCUAACACCACGGAUCACUAUUCCUCCCCCAAUUGGUGCUGAAUCUAUACCACAGUCCCCGUUAACCAACUUUUUGGGGGACAACAACCCCUUCCACCUACUACGGAUGACUGGGCCUCUACUGCGAGAGCCCCCACCAGGCUUUGUGGAAAACCGUAUCCCCAAUACGCCUCCCUUUGUCAGCCCCCCUCCACGCCAUCAUUUAGAUCCCCAUCGCCUGGAACGCCUUAGCGCAGAGGAAAUGGGUUUAAUCUCCCAGCAUCCCAGUGCCUUCGAAAGAGUGAUGCGCAUGACACCCAUGGCCAUGGAGUCCCAGUCCAUGGAUUUCUCCCGCCGAUUGAGAGAGCUUGCUGGAAACAACAAUUCCACUCCACCAUUGUCACCGAGCCGUGCUAACCCUAUGCAUCGCCUUCUCAAUCCCAACCCCUUUCAGCCCAGCCCGAAAUCACCCUUUCUGAGCACCCCUCCACUGCCUCCCAUGCCCCCUAACAGCACCACCCCGCCACAGACACAGGGCAAGUCGAAAUCUUGCGAGUUCUGUGGCAAGACCUUCAAGUUUCAGAGUAAUCUGGUUGUUCAUCGGCGAAGCCACACAGGCGAGAAACCUUACAAGUGCCAAUUGUGUGACCACGCUUGUUCUCAAGCGAGCAAAUUAAAACGCCACAUGAAGACCCACAUGCACAAAUCUGGUUCCAUGACAGGGCGCUCUGACGAUGGCCUGUCCACCACCAGCUCACCUGAGCCAGGCACUAGUGACGUCACUGGGGAGGGUAUAAAAAAUCGGGAUGGUGAUUUCAAAGGCGAGGGCAUGCUCCAAGACAAUGAAGAGGAGGAGGAAGAGGAAGAGGAGGAGGAGUUGGAAAAUGAAAGCAGGCCUGAGUCAAACUUCAGCAUGGACUCUGAGUUCUGUCGGAAUAGGGAAAAUGGCUCAAAGCCUCCUUCAGAUGAGAAGACCCUUUCGUUAGGAAAGAUGGUGGAAAAUGUAGGGCUCAGCUCCAUCCAGCAGUACAAUAACUUAAUAGUUGACAAUCGGAAAAGGCUUCCAUUCUCUAAAAGGAUCUCGGAAGUGCAGAGGGAAGUGGGUGAUGACGAUUCAGUAGUGGGGGAAAUGGACCAAGUAGAGCGGGCAACUGUGAAUGGAAGGAACUGUGGCUCAGGCGACUCUUUCUCAGGCCUGUUUCCCCGCAAACCCACUCCCAUAACCAGCCCCAGCCUCUCCAACUCCUCUAACAAGAGGAUCAAAAUUGAAAAGGAUUUGGACAUACCCCCAGCCCCCCUAAUCCCAUCUGAAAAUGUCUACUCCCAGUGGCUGGUGGGCUAUGCAGCAUCCCGCCACUUCAUCAAAGAUCCUUUCCUUGGCUUCACCGACUCCAGACAAUCUCCAUUCGCCACCUCCUCGGAACACUCCUCCGAGAACGGAAGCUUGCGAUUCUCUACGCCGCCAGGGGACCUGCUGGACGGGGGCCUCUCCGGCCGCAGUGGUACUGCUAGCGGAGGCAGCACCCCGCACCUGGGUGGGGGGCCAGGACCAGGCCGGCCUAGCUCGAAAGAGAGCCGGAGGAGUGACACCUGUGAGUACUGUGGGAAGGUGUUCAAGAACUGUAGCAAUCUGACAGUGCACAGACGCAGCCACACAGGCGAGAGGCCCUACAAGUGUGAGCUUUGUAACUACGCCUGCGCCCAGAGCAGCAAGCUCACCCGCCACAUGAAGACACACGGCCAGCUCGGUAAGGAAGUGUACCGCUGUGACAUUUGCCAAAUGCCCUUCAGCGUCUACAGCACGCUUGAGAAACACAUGAAAAAGUGGCAUGGGGAACAUUUGAUGACGAAUGAGGUCAAAAUUGAACAAGCAGAGAGAAGCUAAGCCAGAUUUCCUAUUUUGCCUCACAAUUCCUUGAUUAUAAAAGGGGUAGCUGGAUACUCUGUUUUUUGUUUAGUUCGGUUGUUGUUUUUUGGUUGCUUGUUUGUUUGUUUUCAAGUUAAUGGUUUGAGUUAGUUUUGUCCUAAGAAACUGCCAUCUGAGAAUGAUAAAGACAUUAAAGAAGUGGAAAAUGCAAAAAAAUAAAAAUAAAAAAAGAGAGAGAGAGAGGGCGGGGGGUUAAUUUGGAGACGGUAUAAACCGCAUAUCUAUGAAUGGAUACAUUACACAAUAUUUUAAAUGGAGCCUUUAACUGUGCAAUAAUUUCUGUAUUUAUUGGAUUUUAAAUAUUUUGGCAUGUGCAGGUUAAUUUUUAUUUCAUAAUUUUUUUAUUCCAUAAUCUUAUGAUUUAUUUCAAAUGCUGAGAUUUUUCUUUUUAAAUCUAAAAGACAUCCUGAGAGAUUUUUUUUCUUUGUUUUUUAGCAAAACAGAGUAUCGUUGAGGCCGCUGCUUACAUUGUAGAUUAUUUAAGCUACACAUGUAAUUUCUUGAAGAGAAGCCGCAUUCAAUCUUCAAAUUUUGAAAGCUGAAUUGAGAAAGCUAUUAGUCUUUAUUUUUCUUUUUUGCUUAUUAUUCAUACUUGCAAAAUGAGCGGACAACAAUCCUUAGACCUUGUAGCACGAACUGAUCUGAAGCAUGUCAAUCUAAUUGGGAAUGUAGCACUGAAUAUCAGUUCUGACAGUAAAUCUAAAGAGGACUGUGGGGCUGAAAACCUCUGUCUACUCGAAAUCAAGGAGAGGAGACUUUAAACCAGACUAAAGCGAAGGCAGCUGCUUAUUGGUACCCAGUACCGGCCCAAACAACGCUAGUCAUAGGUCUCAGUAGUGAGUUUUUAAAUCGCCAGCACCCUUUCCACAGACACUGCACUUAAUCAAACCCAUUUGAUUUCGCUGAACAGCACAAUAGUGAUAGAAGGAAGACGGCUUUAAAACAACUCAGGGUGAGCUGUAUAGCUACUUCUGCCAAGUCUGCUAUCUGAUCUCAGCCGUCUUCUCUGAUAAAGCAGUCCAGUCCUCUGGUUGAGCUCAUUCACAACCCUCGCCUCGUCUCCACACUUCAUAUUACACUGCCAACCACCCUUAAACGUCAUAAAUCAACUCCAUCCCUCACAUAAAAGUGGCUUAUCAUACUACAUCGCUGUUAAGUUAAAGUGACAGACAUCUAGGCCAGAGGAUGAAGCAGUUUUACACUAGGAGAGUGAUUUACACACACACACACAAGCAGGAAGAGAAAGAGAGAGAAGGGUCUUUACAGUCCAAUUCGGGUUAGUAAACCUAAAAGCACAUUAGUCAAGGCAGCACCACUGUUCUGUUUCCAUUGACUGACAUUUUUGUAAUAUUUUGUGUUCAGUUCUGUUGUUUCAUUUAUGGGUCUGCGGUUCCUGAGGGAGUCACCACUUUAACCAGAUUAGAUUAGAACUGAUCCAAUUAUAAUUCAUUCUCUUACAAUGUUUUUUAGAAUCACUUGAAACAGCCCUAUGCAUUUUUGUACAUAUAUAAAUAUAUAUUUAUCAAUCAUUUUGAGAAGCAAAUUUAUACUGCACAGUAAAAUCUGAUUCUAGUGUAUGAUAUUGACUUGUCUGGUUAAUCUGGUCAUGUCCCGUGUGUCAGAGCCAUCAGCAGGUAUGCAGAUUAGUCAAUUGCACAGUAAAAGAGUGUAUGUCAUGACCUGUUGAGCGUGUGCUAAAACAGUAAGACAAUUUUUUUCUUUCUUUCCUCUCAUUCAGGACUUCCUGUGAUGUGUAGUUGAACGCAUUCUCAGAAGUAGCAACACGCUUACAGAAUGCACAGCUGAAUUUUCCCUUUUCUUUUCUCUUCUAUCCAACUGAUUUAUUGGCAGUUAAACAGCCUUCUUUCGACAAGAUGCCCUAACCAGCGCAAACGAUUGAAGCGAGGGAAUAUCGUGGUUUCUUUCUUUUUUUAAAUAAAGCAAAAGAGCAAAGCAAACUAAUGAAAUAGAAAGAAAGAGAGAGGAAGAAAAGUAAACAUACACAGCUCUUCGCAGUUGACCCGCACUUUAUUAUUUGUUGAUUUACAUAUUUGAAAACAAUGGCGAAAACGGCUUCUGAGCAAGAAAUUAUGUUCAAAAAUGGAUUUAUUGGGCCUUGCUAGAGGGAGCAUCUGAGAUUGAAGUGCCAGCGUUGAUAGGCUUGGCUUUCGCAAUGCUGGCACUAUAAAAAUGAAAUUAAUUUAUUUGGACAGUUUUUGUACUGCCAUUCAAUUUGACAUGAGUGUGCCUUGAAUACUGAUCUUCCUAUUUAUUGUCUUGUAAGACAAAUGCAACACUUUUGUGAAGCAAAGAAUUGAAAAAUUAAGUCCAUGUGGUUUUAAUCUGCUUCUAAAAGAGCAAGGAUAAAAACAGAUCUGUAGGUCAUUUCAGUUGAACUAAGAUGAAAAGUAGCCAGCACAAUACUAAUGUGUGUCUAUGUGUGUAUAUAUGUAUGCAUAUGUACAUAUAAGUGCACAAAAAACACACACAAUAGACAAAUAAAUAAAUAUAUAUAUAUAAAUAAAUAUAUAUGUACAAUUUUUCACUUCAGGACAAGACUGCAUCCCUUGAAAAUAAUGGAUGAUUUUUUUUGUUACAAAUAAUAGUCAAGGAAGAGACUGGACAAAAAUCAGGAACUACAGAAACUUUGAAAAAAAAGAAGAAAAAAAGUAAAACGUUUAGUGCACUCUGUCUUAAAAUACGUUUACAGUAUUGAAACAAGUACAAGGGUAAAAUGAUAUUUCUGUGUAUGUGUGUGUUUUAAACAAGAAUUUUUUGGUUUUCAUUUUUUUCAAGUUUGCUUAUAAGGUUUCUCUGAAUGCCAUAGUGGCGUGUGUAUAUUGGUUUUUGGUGAUGGGAUUUUAUAUAUAUAUAUAUAUAUAUAUAUAUUUGAGACAUUUCUCUUGUUUACUGUAAAAGUAUACCAGUAUUUGUAAUAUUGGAGAAUGCCUGGGCAUUUUACAUAAAAGAAAAAAAGAAAAAAAAAAUCAAAGAAAAGUCAAAAUAUUUUUCCCCAAUUAUCAUUUCUUUCCAUCUUUUCCUUUUUUUUCAAACAAGAAAAAAAGUUUCAUUUUUACAGUCCAAUUUAAAUUGUGGGUCUUUAAAAUGUUUUGUCACUGUAACUGUAAAAGUCUUUGAGUUUUAGUAACUUUUCUGCCUUGGAUGUGAGUAAAUAAAGAUUUAAUUGAAUAAAAAGAGAACUGUAACGGGGCCAGCGACUUUUAUCUAUGGAAAGAUGAUCACAGGACAAAUACUGAGGUUCCCGUCAUGUGUAUCUUUCUGCUAUCUUCUUCAGUGAUGGAUUUUCUAAAUGGCUGGAAUGAAAUACAUGUGUAGGCACUAUGAUGUGUUUAUGUGUGUGUGUGUAUAUAUAUAAAUAUAUACUGUAUAUGUACACACAUUUGGCAGGAUACAAUUGUGAAAAAUUGAAAUUAAAAAUGUACAGAUGAGUUUAAGAGGUUGUCUGACCUUUUACUGUAGCUACAUAUACAACAGUAAAUGUUUUGUUUACUCUUAUCUUGGUUGUAAAUAAUUUUAUAUGCUUGCCCGAACUUUUUGUUUUCCUUCUCUCUCUCUCUCUCUCUCUCUUUCUUGAACUGUUUCUUUCUUUUUUUUUUCUUUUGAACUUGUGUGUUCUGACUAGCACUGGGGGCAUAAUACCUGAUUUCUGGGACCUGGAGAUUUCAGGUCUUUUAGCAUGAGAAGAAUAGAGCACAAAUACAAGAUGUUUUUACUUGUCCAAGUCAUUACUGUGUCAUCAAUUUUCUGAUCAGGAAGUAAAGAAAAAGGUCUGGAAAUUUUUUGAAGGUCUUUCUCUCUCAGUCUCCCUCUCUUUGCACAAACACACACACACACACCCACAGGAAACAGGCUCGCUCAUAAUAUGUCUAAAAUAAUCGACACAUGGGACUUUCAAAUGUGUAGGUAACAGGAUAACUGAGCCAAACCUCGCUGUAUAUGAUCUUCUCUUUGGUUGUGCACAAUUCACAUCAAAGCUUUUUGCCUCCAACCAAAGGCUACAAUUAAAGUCAUCAAGAGCUACUAAAACUGACCACACUCAUGCAGACGCAAAUCAGACAACCUGAGCCACCGUGUACACUUCUGAACCCUUUUCCAGAAUGUAUUAACCUCUGGUAUCUGCAUCUCAAAAUAGAUGUGGCACUCUGUAGAAGUCAGAGAGCUCUGUACGACUUUUUGUCCACUCUAUUAUACAGAACGCUCAUCUCAAACUGACUAUUAUGUUCACUUGUGUUUUGCUAGUUGUUUUUGAAAGCCGCCCUUCUCUGUAUAUUUAAGUCUUUUUUUUUUUUCUCUCUCUCCCGUAUUUCUUCCAAGCAUUAGAUGCCCCUUGUUUGGACUGAGGCAACUUUGGUAUGCAGGUCUUGAAUAAAAAAAACAAGAAUUUUUUA